AUGCUUUUCGAAAAUUCUGUUUCGAAUGAAAAUAUUUCUGAUGAAAGAACUGUAUUGAAUUACAAUUUAAAUAUUUUAGGAAGUAUUUUGAAAACAAGAGAAGAUAAACAUUUUUAUGCUUUUCGUGGAAUAGCAUAUGCUAAACCACCAAUUGGUGAUAGACGUUUUAAAGAUCCUGUACCAAUUGAAGCAUGGAACGAGAUAUUAGAUGCAACAAAUGAUGUAAGCGCAUGUUUACAACCCAAAGAUAUUCAAGAUACUGCAUUAGAUGAUGUGCCACAUUUAAAAAUAACAGAAGAUUGUCUUAAAUUAAAUGUUUAUACAUCAUCUAUGGUGGGUAAUAAAAGUGUUAUUGUUUUUAUACAUGGUGGUGGAUUAAGAUAUGGAACCGGUAAUAGUUUACAUAUUCAACCAGAAUAUUUCUUAAAUGAAGAUAUUGUACUAGUAACAUUUAAUUAUCGAUUGGGUCCAUUCGGUUUUGUUAGUAGUGGAACUAAAGAUGCUACCGGCAAUUAUGGUUUUAAAGAUCAAGUUUUAGUUUUAAAAUGGGUUCGCGAUAAUAUUCAUCAUUUCGGUGGUAAUCCAAAUUCAGUAACUUUGGUUGGACAUAGUGCCGGUUCUAUGUCUGUUACAUUACAUAUGGUAUCACCAAUGUCAAAAAAUCUUUUUCAUAGAAUUAUUGCAUUGAGUGGAUCAACAACAAAUCAGUGGCGUGUUGAUAAUGUUAAUUUAACAAAAACUUUAGCUAAGUCUGUUCAAUGCCCAUAUGAUAAUGGUGGUGAAAUGAUUGAUUGUUUACGUGAAAAACCAUGGGAACAAAUAAUUGCUAUUGCAGGUAAUUGGGAUGAAAAUUAUUUACCAGAUAUGGAAUGGAAUUAUGAAAUUGAACAAGAUUUUGGUCAAGAAAGAUUUAUUAUUGAAAAUCCAACAGUUCUUUUUGAAAAAGGUGAAUUUAAUAGAGUAUCUGUAAUAGCUGGUAUAACAAAAGAUGAAUACAAAGAUAAAGGAUAUUUUAUAACAUUAAAUGAACAUUUCUUGAAUAAUAUUAAUGAUGAUUUUUAUAAUUUAGCACCACAAAUUUUUGGUUAUGGAAUUUCUGAAAAUGAUAAAACUUUAUCAAUUAGUAAAAGAUUGAAAGAACUUUAUUUUAAUGAUAAAAAAAUUGGAAUAUCAACAGAAACAGAAUUUGGUGAAUUAUUUAGUGAUGCUCUCAUUAAUUUUGGUGUUCAUCGGUUUGUUCAAUUAACAAGUCAGUACAUCGAUGUUUAUUAUUAUAGAUUUGAUUAUAAAGGACGUUAUACAUGUUCAUAUUAUAAAAAUGGUGAACCUGGUUACAUUCAUCAUGAUGAUCUCUUAAUAUAUUUAUUUAAUUACAAAAAUUGUGCUCCUAAAUUCAAUCAAACUACUCCUGAGUAUAUUGUAGCGAAGAAAUUUAUUCAAUAUUUGGUGAAUUUUUCAAGAUCUGGUGAUCCUAAUGUAAAUACAAUGAAUAAUAAUGAAUUAAUGUGUUCAAUUGAUUGGUUACCAUCUGUAAAAAAUAAUAUUAAAACACUUUAUAUAGAUGAAAAUUUAUGUAAAAUAGAUGUUCCACCAUAUGAGGACAGGUUUACUAUUUGGAAUGAAUUGUUUCCUACUGGUGUGGAUAAUUGAAUUUAUAUAAAAGUGUUGAAAGAAAUGCAAUCAGUAG
Molecule: messenger RNA, 1687 nt
Organism: Condylostylus longicornis
Lineage: Eukaryota; Metazoa; Arthropoda; Insecta; Diptera; Dolichopodidae
Product: juvenile hormone esterase-like
Exons: 1
Coding region: 1-1650 (549 amino acids)
Source: RefSeq, a predicted model, not a curated record